UCUCGUCUUUCUUUUUCCCCGUGCUUACCAUUCCGAAAGAGAAAACACAUAAAUAAACCCAACAAACCCCACUCAACCCAACCCAACCCAACCGCAACCAUGCCCGCCACCGUUACCGUCGUCUACCCGCAAGGCGCCAAGUUCAACAUGGACUACUACCUCUCGACGCACAUGCCUCUCGUGCAGAAGCGCUGGAGCCAGUACAACCUGCAGAGCUGGAAGGUGCUGAAGUUCAACGACGACGCCCCCUACACCGUGCAGGCGACGAUUGAGUUUGGGUCGCUGCAGGACUUCCAGAACGCCGCGUCCGGCCCGGAGGCCAAGGAGGUGCUCGGCGAUGUGCCUAACUUUUCCGACAAGGAGCCUGUUAUCAUGGCUGGGGAGAUUGUUGGGACUUCUUAGGUGAGGGCUUGACGCGAGCCAGUCGGAUGGCAUUUAUUAAGAUGUAAGGGACAUGUGAGGAAAAAUCAAUGAG
Neohortaea acidophila is the source of this 475-nucleotide messenger RNA. RefSeq lists its product as uncharacterized. Bases 100 to 402 code for a protein of 100 amino acids. The transcript has 2 exons. The record is from RefSeq and is a predicted model, not a curated record. Lineage: Eukaryota; Fungi; Ascomycota; Dothideomycetes; Mycosphaerellales; Teratosphaeriaceae. Gene Ontology annotation, molecular function: oxidoreductase activity.